Molecule: messenger RNA, 2669 nt
Organism: Hyla sarda
Lineage: Eukaryota; Metazoa; Chordata; Amphibia; Anura; Hylidae
Product: macrophage mannose receptor 1-like
Exons: 18
Coding region: 63-2570 (835 amino acids)
Biological process (GO): receptor-mediated endocytosis
Cellular component (GO): plasma membrane
Molecular function (GO): signaling receptor activity
Source: RefSeq, a predicted model, not a curated record
UUUGGUGCACUUAUGGUCACACUAUUCUUUUGAGAACUGGAAAGAAUAAUGAGAUAUCUACAAUGACUUUCUUCACAUUACUUGUUCUUCUAUGUCUACUGUGGCCAUCCUGCCUGCUGGGUGCCAAAACAUUUCUAAUCUACAAUGACUCCAGCAAGCAAUGUCUACAAGCAGAGAAUUCUGGGCUCGUCAUGGCUGAAUGUAAUGAAAAGUCUACAAUGCAGAAAUUUCAAUGGAUUUCUGAAGAUCAGCUUAUAAAUGUGGGGACAUCACAAUGUCUGUCUGUAUCAUCUCUAGUAGAAGGGUCAGCAGUGACGCUGAAUACAUGUGAUGGCAAAAGUGGCCUCCAAAAAUGGGAAUGUAAGAAUGAGACUUUGUUUGGGGUCCAGAAAGUUGAUCUUUACAUGACCGACAGAGAUAGAGGAAAAGUUGUUCUCUCUUCACAACCAAAAGACGGGAGUCGAUGGAAAAUCUAUUCAACUGACAAUGAUUUAUGUGUUAAUUCUUAUGAAGAAAUAUACACUGUAAAAGGAAACGGUAAUGGUCAACCCUGCAAGUUUCCUUUCAAGUUUGUCAACAAGAUUUAUGUAGACUGCACAACUGUUGGACGAUCUGAUGGAAGGCUCUGGUGCUCUACAACUUCAGAUUAUGACGCAGACAGACUGUAUGGACUAUGUCCAUCAAAAUCCACAUCUGAUAUCUUGUGGACAACGGAUUCUGUUAGUGGUGUCUUCUAUCAGAUUAAUUCCGAUUCAGCCCUCACUUGGCAUCAAGCGAGAAUAAGCUGCCAGCAACAAGAUGGAGAACUGCUGAGUAUAACUGAACUACAUGAACAAGCCUACAUCUCAGGAUUACUGAAUGGUCUCACUACAGCUUUAUGGAUUGGGCUCAAUAGUCUGGACUUUAACAAUGGCUGGAGAUGGGAAGGUGGAGAUCCCUAUAGAUAUCUUAACUGGCUUCCAGGAAAUCCAUCAGAUGAACCCGGUGUGAACUGUGUAGCGGUAAAUCCUGGAAAAAGCGCAAAGUGGGAAAGCAAGGAAUGCAAACAAAAACUGGGCUAUAUCUGUAAGAAAGGCAACAGCAAGUCCUCAGAGGGUCCAUCACCAGGGACCAGUGACCCCACAUUUUGUCUUUCAUCAUGGACCCCUUAUAAUGGAUACUGCUAUAACCUGGUUAGUGAAUCAAGGGCUUGGAAGGACGCCUUGUCAUCUUGUAGGAAAGAAGAGGGUGAUCUUGUAAGUGUGCACAAUAUUGAAGAAGCAAGUGCUAUUGCCUCACAGUUUGAGUUCGGAGAUGCAGAGUAUGUUUGGCUUGGGUUGAAUGACUUGAAGACUCAUCUAUUUUUUGAAUGGAGCGAUGGAUCUCCAGUGACGUAUACGACAUGGCAGAGAGGAGAACCAUCUCACCUCAAUAACAGACAAGAGGAUUGUGUUGCAUUAUCCACUAAGAACGGACAAUGGGCGGACGAGAAAUGUCAGAAAAUGUUCCCAUAUAUGUGCAAAAAAAAAUCCCUGCCAAGUGACCAAGGGCCAGUUAUCGAUGAUCACCCUGGAUGUGAUGAGGGUUGGAGGAGACACGGCUUCUAUUGUUUUCUGAUAGGUGAAGCCCCUAGUACAUUUUCACAAGCUAACAGCACAUGUGACCAUCAUGGAGCCUUUCUGAUGACUAUUGAGGACAGGGUUGAACAGUCAUAUAUAACAAGUCUGAUUGGGUUUAGACCUGAGAAAUAUUUCUGGACCGGGCUUUCUGAUACGGAGAAUAAGAACACUUAUAAAUGGGCCAACGGGCAAAAGGUUUUAUAUACACACUGGAAUGUUAACAUGCCAGACAGAAGACAGGGCUGUGUAGCUGUGAGAACUGGAAACAAAGCUGGAUUAUGGGAUGUUAUAGACUGUGAAGAGAAGUCUAAGUAUGUGUGCAAAAAGUUGGCGCAAGGAGUGACACCACCGCCACCUAUCCCGACAACAACAGCAGAACCAACGUGUCCAAGUAAUUGGAGUUCACUAGGCCAUGCAUGCUACAAGUAUUACUCUUCAGAAAAUUAUGAAACAAAGACCUGGUUUGAAGCAAGAUACUUCUGCAGAGCUUUAGGAGGUGACUUGCUCAGUAUCACCAGCGAGGAGGAUGAGACGAUUGUCCUUAAUAAAAUGGGAACCAAGGACUUUGGGCCUAUGUGGAUUGGUCUAGUGAUCAACAAUAUCUAUGAAGGUUUUACGUGGUCAGAUGGAAACCCACUGAUUUAUCAAAACUUUAUGACAAAAAGCAAUGUAGAUGGGAGUGAGUUCUGUGUGAUUCUGCAAGGCAAUGGUUGGCACUCUGCACCCUGUGAUGAAGCAAGGCCAUGGAUUUGUAAGCUUAAAAAAGGAGCGGUGUUACAGGAAGAACCAAAACCUAUUGAAUAUAAAUUUACAAGUGACGGCUGGCUAAUCUAUAAUGACAGCCAAUACUAUAUUAGCAAGGAUCAACUGCCAAUGGAGAAAGCGCAAGAAUUUUGUAAUCACAAUUUUUCCCAUCUUGUCACCAUUAAUAGUGAAUCUGAGCGGAGAUUUCUCUGGAGAUAUCGUAACUGACAACAGAGUUGUAUUAAUAGACUACAGUGCAGCCCUGAGUGUACAAAUACAUAUAAAAGAAGGACCAUACAUGCAAAUAUUGAAGAGGUUGGACAAGAG